Messenger RNA from Dictyostelium discoideum AX4, 738 nucleotides. RefSeq lists its product as hypothetical. The transcript is spliced from 3 exons. Lineage: Eukaryota; Evosea; Eumycetozoa; Dictyosteliales; Dictyosteliaceae. Gene Ontology annotation, cellular component: membrane. The coding region runs from base 1 to 738 and encodes 245 amino acids. The record is from RefSeq and is a predicted model, not a curated record.
AUGAAUAGUUUAAAAUUUAAACUAACAUUUUAUACACUUUUUGGAUUAAUUUGGUCAUUAUUAGUUUUUUUCUUUUUAUCACCAUGGUAUGAAGAAACAUUAAAAAAAGAUAUAUUUGAAUUAAAACAAUAUAAAUUUAGUAAUUUUUUAAUUUUAUAUGAUAAAAUAGAAUAUAAUAAAUUUGAUUAUGUUGAUGGAGCAGAAACUUAUUUUAGAGAUGCAUUUGGUUUUGAAACUAAAACGUUAGAAGGGAUUAUGACAUCGAUUAAAGUAUUAUCAACAUUAGCUUUUCUCAGUACAACAUUUUUAAUUUAUUUUACAAUUAUAUUCUAUGUUCAUAUAAAAUUUAUAUUCGAUACAGAGAAUCAUAGAAGAUUAGGUAAAAAAGUAUGGUGUUAUGUUUUAAUUGGUUCACCAUUAGUUUCUUUCUUUUUAUCAUUUAUUACUCUAUUCUUAAUAAUUGGUAUACCAAGUGCUGUUAGAAAUGAUUGUUAUAAAGAAUAUGGUAAAAAAUUUUGUAAUUCACAACUUAGAUAUCAUACAUCAUUUAUUGGAGAGAAUCAAGUUUGGUUAUGGGGACCAUCAAGAGGUUGGAUAAUAUUAAUGGUUGAUACAAUUUUAACAUUUUUUGCAACAAUUUAUUGUUGGAGAAAUGCUCAUAAAUUUGAUGAAGUUAAAAUGAAAAAAAAGAAAAAAAAUUACUUGAAUAAUAAUAAUAAUAAAAAUAACAUAUUAUAA